This is a messenger RNA of Cyclopterus lumpus (lumpfish), 2448 nucleotides long. Its product is annotated as protocadherin gamma-A11-like. The record is from RefSeq and is a predicted model, not a curated record. The transcript is spliced from 2 exons. Gene Ontology annotation, cellular component: plasma membrane. Lineage: Eukaryota; Metazoa; Chordata; Actinopteri; Perciformes; Cyclopteridae. Bases 1 to 2448 code for a protein of 815 amino acids. Gene Ontology annotation, biological process: homophilic cell-cell adhesion. Gene Ontology annotation, molecular function: calcium ion binding.
AUGGAUAUUCUGAAGAGCAAAAUCAUCUCGGAUUGGAGUGUCUCCAUUUUGCUAUUCUGCCUUGUUGCUGCAGUUAGCGGACAAAUUCGUUAUUCUCUACCAGAGGAGAUGAGAAAAGGAUUGUUUGUCGGAGACGUUGCAAGAGACCUUGGCUUGGAUGUCACAAGGUUGGUUUCUGGUCGGGCUCGACUUGUUAUAGAUGAUGAUAACCAAUAUGUCGCGCUGAACCAGAACAAAGGGCAUAUUGUCGUCAAUGAAAUAAUUGAUAGAGAAAAAUUAUGCGCCAAGAAAUCACCGUGUAGCUUUAGUCUAGAAAUUGUCCUCGAAGAUCCACUUGAAUUAUUUUCCAUAACCAUCGAAAUUCAAGAUGUAAAUGAUCAUGCUCCGUCUUUUCCUAAAAAGGAGAUUCAUUUGGAAAUAAGCGAAUCAACGCCCACCGGGACAGUGUUCCUGCUUGAAAGCGCAGCUGAUCCUGACGUAGGAAUAAACUCACUGCAAAGCUACUCUUUGAAGGAAAAUCGUCAUUUUGUCCUCAAACAACACACUCGCACAGAUGGUAGUAAAAAUGCUGAAAUGAUGCUUCGGACUGGUUUGGACCGCGAGAAGCAAAGCGAGCAUGCGCUUAUUCUAACGGCUGUAGAUGGUGGGGAACCGCAGAGGUCUGGGACAGUAAAGAUACACAUAGCUGUUCUGGACGCAAACGACAACGCACCCGUUUUUACGCAGUCUGUAUACAAAGCAUCUGUCUUGGAAAAUGUUUUGCAAGGCAAAAUUAUUGCUAAAGUCAGUGCUGUAGAUGCGGACCAAGGUUACAAUGGUAACGUUACAUAUUAUUUCACUCACUUAGAGGAGGAUUUGUCGUGUCCUUUCGAAAUAAAUUCUUACACGGGGGAUGUUAAACUCACUGGCGAAAUCGAUUACGAAGUGUCUUCAAAUUACGAAAUAAACCUUCAAGCAAAAGACCCAUGGGGUGUAGUGGGCGCCAGCAAAUUAAUAAUCGAAAUAGCAGAUGCAAAUGAUAACAGUCCAAUAAUCACAAUGGCUUCUUUUUCGGGUAAGAUUUCAGAGGAUUCCCUCCCUGGCACGGUUGUGGCGUUAAUUAGUGUUCAAGAUAAAGAUUCAGGUAGAAAUGGCCAGGUUCAUUUAAAUAUUGAUGAAAACCUCCCGUUCAAAAUUAAAUCGUCUCUCCGAAACUAUUACACAUUGGUCACGCAGCAAAUCCUUGACCGAGAAAAGCUUUCCAAGUACAAUAUCACCCUUACUGCCACAGAUGAGGGCUUCCCUGCCUUAUCCAGCAGAAAAACUGUAGUGUUAGACGUUACUGAUAUUAAUGACAAUGCACCAACUUUCAGCCAGAGUGUUUACAUCACGCAGGUAAUGGAAAACAAUUCACCUGGUGUAGCUAUGUUGCAGAUCCACGCCACUGAUCCAGAUCAGGAUCGGAAUGCACGGGUAUCAUAUUUUCUUAUUGACGGAGAAGUGAAUGGAAAUCCGGUAUCCACAUAUUUCUCCAUCAAUACGGAAAGUGGAGUCAUUCAGUCUUUGCGUUCACUUGACUUUGAACAAGUCAAAGAGUACAACAUAAAGGUCCAAGCGCAGGAUGGAGGGUCGCCACCUCUAAAUAGGAAAACAACUGUUAUUAUACGUGUCCAGGACCAGAACGACAACCCUCCACAGGUUCUGUACCCAGUCCAGACUGGUGGCUCUCUGGUGGCUGAAAUGGUGCCUCGUUCAGUCGAUGUGGGCUAUCUGGUCACUAAAGUGGUGGCUGUGGAUGUGGACUCUGGACAGAAUGCCUGGCUCUCCUAUAAACUGCAGAAAGCCACAGACAGGGCGCUGUUUGAAGUGGGCUUACAGAAUGGAGAAAUAAGAACUAUCCGCCAAGUCACUGAUAAAGAUGCUGUGAAACAAAGACUGACUGUUAUAGUGGAGGACAACGGGCAGCCCUCUCGUUCAGCUACAGUCAUUGUUAACGUGGCGGUGGCGGACAGCUUCCCUGAAGUGCUGUCUGAGUUCACUGACUUUACACAAGACAAGGAGUACAACGACAACCUGACUUUCUACUUAGUGCUGGCUUUGGCUGUAGUUUCCUUCCUCUUCAUCACGUGUUUAGUGGUUAUUAUAUCCGUGAAGAUCUACAGGUGGAGACAGUCUCGCGUCAUGUAUCACUCCAAUCUCCCUGUGAUUCCGUAUUAUCCACCACGUUACUCAGACACUUUGGGGACAGGGACUCUCCAACACGUCUACAACUACGAGGUGUGCAGGACGACGGACUCCAGAAAGAGUGACAUACAGUAUGUGCAACCCAUGAGUCAAAGUUUGGUUAGUGUGGAUGACGCUGGAACUGAAAAUCUGCAGAAUGGAGAGCAGCCAUCCUCAGUUUCUAACACGUCUACUCUGCCUCUAAGUGACGCUGUUGCCUGGUAUAUAAAUUCAACCGUGCAGUGA